AUGAAAAGUUUACAACGAGCCAUGUCAUUCACAACUAGACUGCUCAAAGUUAGACCGGAGCUGAUUGUUUUCUCCAAAGAUCAGCUUCUACCUCAUAUUAUUGACAAAGAUACAGAUGAGAAUCUCAAAAUCGCAGCAAAGGAGUUGCAAACAACAAAUAAUGUAAUUGGAUUUCCUACUGAGACAGUGUAUGGUCUUGGAGGGUCAGCCUUGUCUGAUGAGUCUGUAAAGUCUAUCUAUAAAGCAAAAAACAGACCAGCUGAUAAUCCCUUGAUUGUUCAUGUUUCAUCACUUGCACAAUUGCAGAGCAAACUUCUACCUCUGGACUACCAAAUUCCACAGAUUUAUCACAGGUUAAUAAAUGAGUUUUGGCCAGGACCAUUGACUAUUCUACUACCAGUACGUAAGGGUUCACCCAUCUCCAAAUAUGUAACUGCAAAUCAAGAUACGUUUGCGGUGAGGAUGCCGCAACACCCAGUUGCGAGAGCGUUGAUUGCAAUUAGCGAUUUACCCUUGGCUGCUCCUUCUGCCAAUUCAUCAACCAAACCUAGUCCUACUAUGGCACAGCACGUAAUGCAUGAUUUACUGGGUAAAAUACCAAUUGUCUUAGACGGUGGAUCGAGUAAUGUUGGAGUUGAGUCAACGGUAGUCAAUGGGCUUUGUUCCCCACCAAUGUUGCUACGUCCUGGUGGGAUUUCAGUAGAGGAAUUGAAACGAGUUGGUGGAAAAGACUGGGAAAAUGUGCAAAUAGCCAAGCGUACUGCAGAAAGUAACGAGGCUGUAAAAACACCAGGAAUGAAGUAUAAACAUUAUUCGCCAAAUGCAAAGGUUAUAUUAUUCAUCAAUUGUGGUGAUGGGAAGGAACUGAUUUCAGAGUAUAUAAAGUCAAACAAUAUAGAUUUGGACAAGACCAAAGUUGCAUUAUUGAAAUCAAAACAGUUUAAGGACUACAAUGGCAUCGAAGUUGUGAAAGAUUUAGGUAAAAGUGGAGAAGAUAUUUCGAGAAACCUAUUUAAACUAUUGAGACAAGUAGAUGAGGAGGAUAAAGUGGAUAUUAUAUUUGUGGAGGGUGUAGAGGAGACAAAUGAAGGACUAGCGAUAAUGAAUAGAUUGAACAAGGCUGCUGUUGACGUUGUUGAGAAGUGA
This is a messenger RNA of Lodderomyces orthopsilosis Co 90-125, 1146 nucleotides long. RefSeq names its product threonylcarbamoyladenylate synthase. Gene Ontology annotation, cellular component: cytoplasm. Bases 1 to 1146 code for a protein of 381 amino acids. The record is from RefSeq and is a predicted model, not a curated record. The transcript has a single exon. Lineage: Eukaryota; Fungi; Ascomycota; Pichiomycetes; Serinales; Debaryomycetaceae. Gene Ontology annotation, biological process: regulation of translational fidelity. Gene Ontology annotation, molecular function: double-stranded RNA binding; nucleotidyltransferase activity; tRNA binding.